CUCAGAGAUGGACCUCCGUAAACCCAAACGGUUUGCAACCUUUUCCUUUGGCUUUGGAAAGAGGAAGAAGAAGGAUGAAGCCAAUAUCUCAAAGAGCACGUUCGGCCUUCACAGCCCAGGCAUUGAAGAGCAAGCGGAGACUGAUCUGGACCUCAGGCAGAUGGAGCUGGAUCAGGCCAAGAUGAAGACGACGUUCAGUAUGUCACAACCGGAGCUUGACACCAGUGACACAUUUGACAUCCCUUCUCCUCCCGCUGUAGGCAAAAACCAAUCAGGAUCUUACUUCACUAUCUCUAACCAACCAGAGUCAUUUGUCACUGUAAACACCCAACCGGAACCAAAGGAACGUCAAAUGAACGGCUCCGAACAUUCGGAUGUGCAGGAGGAAACGCCAAAGGCACCCAUUGCUUCCAUUCCAGAGCUCCAGCUGGAUGAUGAGAAAUUGAACACUCCUGUUCAUGACAACUCAUCCGAAAGUGCUGCCAGAUCUCCCGCUCCCAUGUCUCACACAGAAAGGAUCUCUGUUGUUGAUACCCAGACUGCACCGAGCCUUCCGGCUAGCCAGCCUCCGAUCGCGCCUGACACCUCAGAUCACAAAGCAGCAGCACUUGUCGACCCUCGUGGUAAUGAUAUCCCCCGGCAGCCUUACACAAUAACAGAGAUCUCUCCUACCGAACCCACCAGUGUUACAUUAUCACAUCAUCAACCUGACGCCCCUGACAUAGCUGACAGCACAGCUCCAAGUGGUGAGGCCUCCCUGACAAGUUUUGACUCCAGAACUGAUGCUACAAUUACAGAGUCAACCCCCGUUCCUCACAAUGACAAUGACAAUGACAUCCCUGCUCGUAGCGCAGACGCUGCCACCAUCCACAAAAGGGUCUCAGAUUCUCGCACCGUGAAAUCUGUUCCCAAAACCGCCAACGGUGUCACCGCAACCUCGGCUGUUAGCAGUGAAAAGAGUACUCCUCACGGUGAGGAUGUAGUUUAUGGAGCGUUGUACGAGUCGCUUUUCUCCCAGAGUUUUACCUCUGAGAUAAUGUCAUCCCUCCCAACCCCUCCACCUCAAAUCCGCACCGAGGUAAGACAUCUGAACACCAAACCGGAGCCUGUCGUGGUUAAAACCCUCGACGAACGUCAUGCAGAAACUAACGUUACAUACUCUCGCCUGUCGUCCUCACAUGACUCUGCCGCUCGCAGAGUGGCCGAUGCAGAAAGCAGUUAUGCCAACACGCGUGCCAACUUCAAGGUCGCCGGGUCGAGUGAGAGAUUUACCUCUUACCAAAGUUAUACUGCGACUGAUCUUCAAACAGAUACAGACAUCCAGCACAGAUGUCUCCCUUCCUCUCUCACUUCAGCUUCUCAAGCAGCUGGUGAAGACAUUCCUUAUUCAGAGCUGACUCGCUCCCAGUCAGAGAUGAAAUCAGGCGGUUUUAGCCUCAUUCAAGACACUGUCAGGUCAGUCCCUGUGGUUCAAAACUCUGCCCCUCCCACUUCUGACUAUGUAACAUCCCAAGGGACGGAUACUCGGGUUACUGACUCCAAACAGAGAGUGAUCCUGGUCAAAGAGUUAGUGUCUAACGAAGCAAGCGCUGAUUCUGGCUGUCCCUCUCCUGUGCUUGAUAAAAUGAGCACAGUAAACGGUCUUGGGUUAAAAAUCGAAACGAGGGAAAGUUUUUACGCCGUGUUUGGUUCUGGGCUGACGGAAGGGUGUGAGGGGACCUUAAGCCCGACGUAUCUGAGCGUGGGAUCAGACGAUGGCAGUGCCAUGGAGAUGUACUACAGCGCUGAAGAGGACAACGCAGAGGAGAGCGAGGAAGACGAGAUGUACACCAUGGAUGACAGAGAAGAAAUUUGCGCGCUGGAUGCCGUGAAAGAGAUGGAGCAGGGGGAGAUUGCAGAUAAAGGAAGUAGCAAGACAGAUGAGGGGGAUUGGAGGGAGGUGACUGUCAAAAUACAGACUGACAGAGGCAAUAUGGGUAAUGAAGAAGAGAUGAAAGAUAGCCAAACUGAAAUCCAGCAACAACUGAGAGGUCAGAGUUCAGACCCUGGAAAGUCUGAGUUUCUUGUAAGCAGUGAUGCAAAGAGUCAGGAGAAAGAAAUGGCCACCACAGCGUUGCCAAAGAUUAAAGAAGAGGGGGAGGAGGAGGAUGGGAGAAAAGAGGAGUUACUGGCCACACCGGUUCAGCAGGUGAACACACUGAUGGUAUGCGAGGUUGCUCCACCCUCCAGUGAGCCGCAUGUGCGGUGGGGGCGUUCAGAGGGAAACUGGACGGUGGACUUGGAAACAGAAGACCACCUGAAUGGAGAGAAGAAACUCCCAAGCCAGGAAACACGAUAUCCGGCUGACAAAGACAUCAGGAGCGCUGAAUGUACACAUGCUGAUUCCAGUAACACUAGAGAGGAAGAUGUGAUCACACCCACAUGUAGAGAGGCAGAGGAGCUAGUUUCACUGACUGCAGACCAGAGAGGAGAAGUGAGCAAAGAAGCCGGCGGUAACGCUACAACAAGCGCAGCCACUGAUGCUUCCACUGGAGCAGAGGUUGUCACAGGCGUUUUAACACACUGCACUGAGCUGCAAUCAGACGCCACAGAGAUUGAACACAAUAGGGCUCUGCAGAGUAGUGAGUGGGCGGAUACUAUUACUCAGAGCACAGAGAGAAAGGGGACGGAGCAGGAACAGGUGGCAGUCGAGCUGUCAAACUCCAGCAACACAGACACACACCCUCCCGAUACCGAACCUGCAGAGGCGCUCUCGGAGAGACCCAAGCAUCCGGCAGAAGCCCAGCCCGACCUGAAUCAGGGGUCUCUGACAGUUUCAAGCACCAACGCUGCAGCUUCAGAAGUCUCUGAUUCAGAAAGUCAGGAGACAAAAGCCGACCAGAGAUCGGUUGACAAAAUGAAUUCAGGCUACAGCAGCCUGAGCACCAAACUGACCAUAAAGAACUUGUCUCCUUCUAGGGAGGAUGACUCCAAAAAUCGAUUCCAUAAAGUAUCUCUGAUCACAUACGAUGAUGGUCUCAGCCAGGAUACAGUGGAUUUCGCUAAAACGAUCUCGAGGGAGACUGAGUCAAAUGGAACAGAUCUCAGCUCAGACUACAGGUGGAGAAAUAGAUUUGAGGGGGUUUCCCAGUAUACACCACACCAACCAGAGGAUUCCUCUUUUUCUGACUCUCUGAGUCACAGAAUGUCUGACACCUACUCCAGUACCUCUCUCCUGUCCUCCGAGGCUUCAACAUACAAACCCCACAGCGACACGUUUUCCUCCUCAUUCUCCUCCCCCACUCCAGAUGUACACUUUACCACUGGCAGCAGGCUUAGUGACAGGACCACAGUUUAUGCGAGCCAUGAGAGCGAGCCAGAGGCAGAACCAAAAUAUGAGUGGAGGAGGAGCUUGGUGGAGCAGGAGGAGCCUGCUGCACCUGCAGGUGAAAGAGAGGGACAGAGGGAGGGAGAGGCAGAGUCAGAGAGGAUAAAGUCAAGCUGGGAGUCACAACAACUCUCUGUGUCCGGCUUCUCCUCGGCACUUCAAACCAGCUGCACCGACGGUUUCCUAGAAGAAAACAACGACGAUUCAUCUCGAUUUACUGGAUUGUUCAAGGCCACGCUUGUGGACCUGGACCCUGGAGCUCCUCACUCCUCUCCCCCUGCCUCCCCAGACAUAGACUCCCCCAACCAGUUCGACAUGGAUAGCCUUGUGGAUACCCUGAAGAGCAUGAGACCUUCCCUGAGGCCCAGGAGCAUGGGUCCACGUGCACCGCCCCAGGUCCUUGUCUCCUCUCUGCCUCCCAUCGUCGAGGAUGCUCCCAGCCCCGUUACCUCUCAUACCCCUGCCUACCUCACCAGUCCCACAAAGAAGAUGGAAACAAUAGGCACCCCUGCCGAGUCCUUCAAUGGAGUAAGCCUGCUACCUGCUGACCUGGGACUGAAGAGGAGCUCCCCCAGAGACACUCGUUCACCCCUGGAAUUGAUGAAGCAGAGCCAGCAGGACCAGCAGCCACAGUCUGGUGCAAGGGGCCUGAACUUGCCCAUGAGAGCAUCUGCUACCAACAGUAUUGUAAUUAGAAAAUCCUCGGACUCUUCCCCCGACGACUUAAAAUCCCCACUGCUUAAUGGAAACGGACUAUUGCCGUCUUCCAACACAGGCUCUCGCCUGGACAACAGUGUCAUCUUUGGAGGCUACAGGUCAUCAUCCAUGGAUCAGACAGCGGAAAAUGGAAAGUCCCCGCGCUCGCUCUACCGCAGCGGCUCGCUGCCAGAAACGGGGCUAACAGGUGAUUGCAUGAGCACUGGACUAAAAGAGCUCAAUGAACACAGCCCCGGGAAAGAACCAGUGGGUUCUCGCUUUGAGCGUUUCUCCUUCCUUUUGAAUGCCACAUCCUCUGCGUCAGGCUCCUUGACCGGAGCUGAAGACCCCAACGCUCGUAUGAGUCGGCCUCCACCACUAGGCAUCAGUUCACCACCCUCCAGCAACAGCCCCACACGCCUCCUCAGCCCCACAGGCUCCAUAGACCUUCACAGGCCUUUCACCACCACAGACUCCCCCUUAUCUUUGUUUGGCCAGACACAGGGGAUGGGGAUGGGUGUAGGUACUGGGACACUGGGCACUCCCAUCCUGCAGAGGAGCUUCAGUGGUGAGGGCACCACGGGGGUCCAGCAGACUUCAUUGUUCAACAGUGUGCAUGGAGGGUCUCAGUUCCAGAGCAAAGAACCUGAGCCUGAUAGGAAUUUAAUGUCGAAAUACAGAGCCUUCCCUGAUGCUUAUCUGACUAAAGAGAAGGAGCAUGGGAAGCUCAAUCCUCGUCCCGGAAAGAUGUACAUUUUUGAUCGCCCGGGGAUGUGCGGCCAGAGGAUCGAGGUGCGCAGUGAUGUCAUCGAUGCUACGCCCUGGGAGCUGCAGGAGACCAUCUCCAUCAGGGUCAUCAGAGGAGGAUGGGUGCUGUAUGAGAAACCCAACUUCAAAGGGGAGAAAAUCGCCUUGGAUGAGGGAGACAUUGAGCUCACCUACCCCUUCAACCCUCCAGAGGAGCAGCUACAGAACGGACAGGAGGAGGGAGAAACAAAUGGUGAGCAGACAGAGACCAAACCAGCGAGGAGGUUCAUCAUCGGAUCUAUACGGAGAGCUGUCAGGGACUACAGCGUCCCAGAAAUCAGUCUUUUCCCAGAAGAAAACGCUGAGGGGAAGAAGGUCAUCUUCAGAGACACUUCUGAUGAUGCCAGGAUUUUUGGCUUCCCCGUUAAGGCCAACUCUAUCAUCAUUAACGCCGGGCUCUGGCUUGUGUACGGACAGCCCUUCUUCCAGGGAGUACCACGUGUCCUGGAGGUGGGGGGGUACUCCAACCCUGCAGCGUGGGGGGUGGAACAAGCCUAUGUGGGAUCAUUGCAUCCGCUCAAAGUAGGUGAACCAAGAGUGGAAAACGUGAGUGAACCAAAGAUGGUGAUCUACGACAAGCCGUACUUCUCUGGGAAAUCAAGGACCAUAACGGCUAACAUGAAAGACUUCAUGACCAGGACAGACAGACAGCAGAGUGUGUUUAUGUACAGUGUUGGUUCGCUUAAAGUACUUGGAGGAAUCUGGGUGGGCUACGAGAAGGAGGGUUUCCGAGGUCACCAGUACUUGCUAGAGGAGGGAGAGUACCACGACUGGAGGGUGUGGGGAGGCCGUGACGCUGAGCUGCGCUCUGUUAGGGUGAUACGAGCAGACCUGACAGACCCGUUGAUGGUGAUGUUUGAACAGCUAGAAGAAGAUCAGGAGGGAAUGCAGGAGAACACAUUCGAGGUGACUGAGGCCAUUCCUGAUGUCGAGCUGUUUGGGUACAAAACCUCCACGCGCUCCAUCCAAGUACUCAGCGGGGCAUGGAUCGCCUACUCUCAUGUGGACUUCUCCGGGGACCAGUACAUCUUAGAGAAAGGGUUCUACAAUAACUGCGCUGACUGGGGCUCUCAGGACACUCGCAUCUGCUCAGUGCAGCCCAUCCUGCUGGCUCCAGGUGACAGCACCAGGUCCAGGAGUGAGAUAAUACUAUACUCUGAGCCAGAUUUUCAGGGCGAGUGCCACAUCUUUGACCGCAACCAGGAUGAAGUGUCAGAAAAAUACAUCAUCAAGUCCUGCCGAGUGGUGGGAGGAAGCUGGGUGGUCUACGACAAUCAGCAGUACUCUGGGACCAUGUAUGUCCUAUCUGAAGGGGACUACCCCAAUUUAACCAGCAUGGGAUGCCCCCCCAACUACACUGUCCGUUCUGUCAAGGUCGUACCAAUGACAUUCUCAGUUCCCUCCAUCUCCCUGUUUGGCCUCGAGUGUCUGGAGGGCCGAGAGAUCACCACGGAGAACGAGAUCCUCAACAUGGCCGAAGAGGGUUUGAACAACCACAUCCUGUCUGUCAGAGUCAACAGCGGCUGUUGGGUGAUAUGUGAACACAACAACUACAGGGGGCGCCAGUUCCUUCUGGAAUCAAUUGAAAUCACCAACUGGCCAAAGUUCAGCUCACUACAAACUAUUGGCUCAAUGUAUCCAGUCAGACAGAAGCGCCAGUUCUUCCACAUCAAGAACAAAGAGAGCGGUCACUUCAUGUCCGUGCAGGGCGGUGUGGAGGAGAUGAAGUCAGGGCGAGUGGUGGCGACCGCAGAGGUGGAGCCGAUGAGCGACAUCUGGUUCUAUCAGGACGGCCUCAUCAAGAACAAGUUGUCCCCAACCAUGAGUCUUCAGGUGAUGGGUAACGUAGAGCCGGCAGCCAAGGUGGUUAUGUGGACAGAGACUCGGCAGCCCGUCCAGACCUGGACGGCCAAGAUGAGAGGCCUCAUCACGAGCCUUACCUUCGCUGGCAUGGUCCUGGAUGUCAAAGGUGGCAAAACGUACGACAAGGAGCACGUGGUGAUAAUGCCGGAGAAUGACGAGAGGCCGAGCCAGCAGUGGGAGAUAGUGUUGCUAUAAAAAUCUCAUCUUCUUCUUUACUCAGCUUUCCUAAGUAGUAAUAAUAUCCCUUCAACACUCUGAGAACUGCUGCCACUGCCUUAUGAUGUAACUUAUAUCAGUGCCUGUAAUAUUUUCUUUACUCUGAACUCCAUGAUCGUAUCACUGUAAACAUUCAAGGCCUGAAAAAAGCUGCAGCAGACGGUUCGGUGCUUUGCAAACUUUUGUGUUUCUGUUUGUUUGUACUCUUGUAAUCAAACGAUUCCAUUUUCUCCAAGUCAGUGAAAGACUUUAUGUCUGCAAGGACUCCAACAAAGAGAACUGUAAGUGCCUUUACCUGCUACAGCGGCUGGUGUCAUCACAGGAGUUGGACCACAAGCAAGAUUCAAUGUAUUUCUGAGGAUGUACUGAGUUACUGUAUACAGUACACGCCCAGCACGGACAGACCCGUUCCAUUGUAUCCAGUGAUCAAAGGGAUGGUUUGACCUACUCCACGACUUUGACCUUUAUCUGAUCCCUUGUCAACAAUUUGGGUAUUCAGACACGAGUUUCCUUGUUUGAAUGAUUCCAGGCUCAUGCAAAUUCUCUGACUGUAGAAGCAGCUGUAGUUUUAUACCUUUGUUUACAAUGGAGCAAACCAAGUUUUAAUUGCUUCCUGGAGAGAACACCACGUGGCUGCCAGUGCUUUAUACAGACAGUGGAAAAAUGAAGCCAAAAGAAUGUGCAGUAUGCAAGAAAUGUGCAUUAUGCUUUUUAAAAAAAAAUGAUUUAUAUAUAUAUAUAUAUAUAUAUAUAUAUAUAUAUAUAUAUAUAUAUAUAUAUAUAUGUAUCGCUGUCUGUUUUAUGGGAAGUGUUGCAGUUAUGUAAACAGUCUAUUACAUUACAUGCUGCAGUGCAAUGAAAGGGGAUGUAUGUGUCCAGUGUCUGUCAUGUUACUCUGUCUCUUGUUGUAUUUUUGUUGUCAGAAUCUGUACCUGCAUCAGCUGUAUGUUUAAUAUUUGAUACUAAAGACAUAAUGUCUAUUGUGAUGUAAAAGGGAGUGGUGUUAAGAUAUCGAAAACAAAAAUAAAUGAUGUUAAAUUAAAACAAA
Molecule: messenger RNA, 7997 nt
Organism: Seriola aureovittata
Lineage: Eukaryota; Metazoa; Chordata; Actinopteri; Carangiformes; Carangidae
Exons: 22
Coding region: 8-6928 (2306 amino acids)
Source: RefSeq, a predicted model, not a curated record